AUGAGCCUCGAGCAUUGCGCACGUAGACUGGUUGCCGGGUUUCAUCCCUUUUUUUUCCUCAUCCUCACUCUUCUUUUUCUCUCAAGUUCAAAGUCCCUGAGCAUGAUAUUUCACGCCUCAAGGUUCAGCGCCCCGGGACGUAAAGUGCCCCUCUCCGAGCCCCGCCGAAGCGAAGCACGCCGCUCAUGCCAGCCCACGCAUGUGUUCUCUCGUUUGGAGAGGGGCGCAAAGUGGUUGUGUUUGUGUCGUGUGUUGCUGUGGCGUGCGUGUUUUUGGAGCGCAUGCCGCGCCGCAACUGUCCUCAGACAGGAAUUUCGACCAACGCCGUUGCGUUUGGGGUGCGAUCCAUUUCAAGAUGAGCUUCUAGGCGCGUCCGUAUAUUGCCCUACGCCGCCACGAACCUUCGCGUUUGGGGAAUGCCCUUCCCCCGAACGCAAGAGUUGA
This is a messenger RNA of Trypanosoma theileri, 444 nucleotides long. RefSeq lists its product as uncharacterized. The transcript has a single exon. Bases 1 to 444 code for a protein of 147 amino acids. The record is from RefSeq and is a predicted model, not a curated record. NCBI's taxonomy places the organism in Eukaryota, Euglenozoa, Kinetoplastea, Trypanosomatida, Trypanosomatidae.